UCUUUGGUUCUUAUUUGUUGGUUUUUCUUGGACAAAGACAAUUCUUGCCUUUUUUUCAAGUCAUUUCGACCAAUUCUUCUUUCAUUAUUAGUACUGGUUUUUGCUUGCCUUGUUUUUGGGUUCAGCGUUGAUGAGUUAUUAAUGUCUUUGGCUGUUAGAGCUGUGUCAAGUUCCAGGGAUAUGGGGUUUGAUGAGAACACAGAGCGAGGAGAGAAAAGUGAUGUUGCUUUGGAGGGUAAAGAUGAGGCAACCGCGGAGAGGCUAGGUAAGCACAUGCCUGAAACUGAUGAUGAAGAAGAGGUAGACACCAAAAUUGAACUUGGUCCUCAGUACACUCUCAAAGAACAGCUUGAAAAGGAUAAGGAUGAUGAGAGCCUGAGGAAGUGGAAGGAGCAACUUCUUGGAAGUGUUAAUUUUGAAAACAUUGGAGAAACUCUUGAACCUGAAGUGAAGAUCCUUAGUCUGACAAUUCUCUCACCCGGAAGAUCUGACAUUGUUCUCACUAUUCCAGAGGGUGGAAAACCCAAGGGGUCAUGGUUUACAUUGAAAGAAGGUACUCAUUACAGCUUCAAAAUAACAUUUGAAGUCAAUAAUAACAUUGUAUCUGGCCUUAAGUACACCAACACUGUUUGGAAAACUGGUAUCAAAGUUGAAAGUGCUAAAGAGAUGCUUGGAACCUUUAGUCCUCAGCCAGAACCUUACACUCAUGUGAUGCCAGAAGACACAACCCCUUCUGGCAUGUUCGCAAGAGGAUCAUAUACUGCAAGAACAAAGGUCAGUUUAAUUGCCUGCCUUUGUUAAAGUGGUAUUCUUUUG
Pistacia vera is the source of this 816-nucleotide messenger RNA. RefSeq names its product rho GDP-dissociation inhibitor 1-like. Gene Ontology annotation, biological process: Rho protein signal transduction. The record is from RefSeq and is a predicted model, not a curated record. Gene Ontology annotation, cellular component: cytoplasm; cytosol; membrane. NCBI's taxonomy places the organism in Eukaryota, Viridiplantae, Streptophyta, Magnoliopsida, Sapindales, Anacardiaceae. The transcript has 4 exons. Gene Ontology annotation, molecular function: Rho GDP-dissociation inhibitor activity; protein binding. Bases 142 to 801 code for a protein of 219 amino acids.